UGUUUCAUCAAGAUUUUCUAUUUUUUCAUUACAAAUUUUUUCUUGAGAAGAACAAAGGCGUUGGCAUCCCUUGUGAAGUCAAACAUAUGUCUUAUAUCCAUUAGAGGUCGCCCUUGUUCAAACGCUUUUGUUUUGUAUCCAAAUUUCGGAUUUAUGUCAUUUUAUAAAGUUGUUUACAGGUGAAAACAUUUAUUUAGCAAUUUCUUAAAUUUCGUUAAACAUUGACUGAGUAAAGGUGCACUUAAAUAAAUAUGGAAUUAGCUUUCACUGCUUGUAAUUUCUGUCAAAAGAACACUUUUAAAUAUACCUGUCCAAAAUGUAACGCAUUGUAUUGUAGUCAGAGGUGUUUUAGAAAACCUAAACACAAAAAAUGCACAAGUUCAUUUUACAAUGUCUUUAACCAAUCUUCAGCAUUUGGUCGAGAUGAUCGUAAUGAUGUUAUAAUGAGAUAUGUGGCUUUGAGAAACAUGAUUGAGAUGUAUAAUAAAAAACCGGAAAAAGCCGAAAGUGAGAGCGGAAGUGUGGAAAGUAAAAGCAUCUGGACUAAUGAUGAUUGUGUAUCAUCAAGACUGGUUGCUAAUGAUAGUGAUUCUGAUGAUGAUCAUUAUCCCUAUUUUGAUUAUGCUUAUGACUCCAAUGAUGAUGGUGAUUCCUAUGAUGAAAGCGAUGAACUAAAUGAUGAAGAUGAUGACUCUAGUAGCAGCGACAGUGAUGUUUCUGAUGAUAGUGACAAUAAUAACAGUGACGAUGCAAAUGAUAAUAGUAAUCAUGAAGGUGCUGGCGGUAAUCAUGUUAGUGAAGAUUCUAUUUCUGAUGAUGCUAGCGGUAUUGACACUGAAGAUAGUGAAGAUUCCGACGUUAGUGAUAGUGAAGAUUCCGACGUUAGUGAUAGUGAAUAUGAUCUUUCCUGGGAAGUAGAUUAACCAUGUUGUCAUGGUAUAAGAAACAGUCGCCAUUUGGUGUAUUAUGUUAUUACCAUUUCAAUUUAUAGUAUUAAAAAUUUGUCAAAUUCGGGGAUAUGUUUCAAUUAAAUAUAAAGACUGAUCUAUGUAUAUUUAUAUAUUUUUAAUGCAAUUGAUUUGCAUAUUGACUAAUAGUUUAGUCAUGUUUUGUAUGCUAAUAAUACUAAAAAUAAAAAGCAAAACUCACUCA
Molecule: messenger RNA, 1152 nt
Organism: Zeugodacus cucurbitae (melon fly)
Lineage: Eukaryota; Metazoa; Arthropoda; Insecta; Diptera; Tephritidae
Product: dentin sialophosphoprotein
Exons: 2
Coding region: 252-923 (223 amino acids)
Source: RefSeq, a predicted model, not a curated record